This is a messenger RNA of Linum trigynum, 1083 nucleotides long. NCBI's taxonomy places the organism in Eukaryota, Viridiplantae, Streptophyta, Magnoliopsida, Malpighiales, Linaceae. The record is from the annotation of a GenBank genome assembly.
AUGGUAACAAAGGGAAGAAACUUGAAAAGACUUAAAAUUGUAAGGGAGUCACACCCUCGAAACAACAAUCAAGAUGUAGAGGAGCAAUCACUUAGGGGACAAGUUCAGAGGGAGUCAAACCCUCAACACCACAAUCAAACUGAAGGAGAGCAAUCACUUAGGGGACAAGUUCAGAGGGAGUCAAACCCUCAACACAACAAUCAAGCUGCAAGAGAGCAGAUUGAAGAAGAAGUCAUUGAGGAAACUGAAUAUGAUGGAUUUACUACCUAUGUUGGUAAUACGAAGUUUCGAUAUCCAGCUGCUACCACCAAAUGGAUUUUGUCAACUGUGAAUAGAAGGUGGAGCGACUACAAGACGAAACUGAAAAGUAAAUAUUAUGAUCCUGAGCUGUCUAUUGAAGAAAUUCUUGCAAUACCGAAGCCUGAAGGCGUUAUUGAUACCCAUUGGCAGACUUUGGUUAACCGAUGGUAUACUGAAGAGUUUCAGAGACUGAGUAGGAUAAACGCUGAAAAUGCUAGCAACAUGAAGACUCCACAUACAUGUGGAAGGAUGAGCAUUGCAAGGUGGAAGGCUAUAAAAACUAUGGAAACCGGAAAGGAACCUGAUAGGUUGGAAACAUUUGAGAAUACUCAUACAAGAAAGAACGGGACCUAUGUGAAUGGGUAUACAGCAACCCUAAUCGAGAAGGCUCAUACUCUUCGACAAGAAGGUUCUUUUGAUAAUGAACAGAUCUUUCAGAAGGUACAUGGGCCAGAGCAUCCAGGGAGGGUUCGUUGUGCUGGUUUGGGACCAACGCCCUCGACUGAUUUGGGACCUUCUUCUUCGUCAGCUUCAAUAAAUUCUACCACGACAUCAAACUCUAAUGAGGUAGACGCCCUACGAAGUGAAGUGAUUGAACUGAGGAAUGAACUGAUGGAAGCAAAAAGUGAGGUAGUUGAACUGAGAAGUGGGAUGGAUCAGCUGCAAAUGGAAGUAGACACAUUGAAGACACUGUUCUUGCAACAUCUUCGUAGGGAGAAGGGGUCAAUGGAGAGUUCAUUUCGUGCGCCAUCUUCAUCAAGCCAAAGUGCUACACGGGUUUGA